CUAAUUACCAUGGGGAGUACACCCAAAGCAGUACUCUUCCAGUUGCUCAUCCUCAGCCUCACGGUCUCUUGGGGAGCUUGCGUGCCUCAACCGGCCAUCCCCCCCAACGCCACCAUUUUCUCUCACAUCUACACCAUAAAGCUAGCAGGGGACAGCAGCACGGAGGGGGAAGAGGAAGGCACCUCCCACGCACUGCAGGAGGCCCGGGGACCCCCUGGCUCCUCUAGAGGAGGGGGCCUCUACGAGCACACCCUGGAAGGGCCAGAUCAGGAGCAUGUGGUUUUCACCCACCGCAUCAACCUGCCCCCACCGGCUUGCGGGUGCCCACCGGGCACCGAGGACACCCAAGAACUGCUGAGACGGCUGGAAGCACUGGAGAACGAAGUGCGGGAGCUUCGUGAAACCUGCCAAGCCGGAGGCAGCUGCUGUUCAGCACCAGCGAGCAUCCAAGCGAGCACAGGUCAGACAGACACGCGCACCUUAUGUUCGCACCACGGCUCCUUUGACCUCUCUCGUUGCCUCUGUGAAUGCGAACCGGGUUGGGGUGGCCCCACGUGUGCCCAGCCAGCCUGCCCGGGCGGGUGUGGUGGCCCACAACGGGGCAAGUGUGUGGAUGGUCGUUGCCAGUGCCGUCCCGGCUACUCCGGAGUCCAAUGUGAAGAGCCACCAUCCUGCCCUGAUGACUGUAACGACCAAGGCCGUUGUGUGGAUGGACGUUGCUCCUGCUUUCCAGGGUAUGUCGGCCCUUCGUGUGCCGACUCAGCCUGCCCCCAAGACUGCCAGGGUCAUGGCCAAUGUGUGUCAGGACGGUGCGUGUGCGAACCUGGCUACUCUGGGCCUGACUGUGGGACCCGUGCCUGCCCAAGCAACUGCAACCGACGUGGAGAGUGCCACGAUGGACGCUGUGUGUGCGAACCAGGCUUCACGGGCCCAGCCUGUGGCACCAAAUCUUGCCCCAAUGAUUGUAACCAGAGAGGACGCUGCCUGAAGGGUGGGGUGUGUUCCUGCCACAAAGGAUACACUGGCUCAGACUGUGGGCAGUUGGCAUGUCCAGAGGACUGCAGUGGACAUGGCGAAUGCCAGCAAGGGGUCUGCCAGUGCCAUGAUGGUUAUUCUGGAGAUGACUGCUCCAUAGAAAUCCCAUCCAUUGGCGUCCGUGUGUCCAGUCGAGAUGAAACCUCUUUCCGCCUGGAGUGGAGCCGUCCGGAGACAUCAGUGGAUGGAUAUGAGAUCCACGUGGCACCUGUGCAGAAUCACCAGGGAGGGGAAUCUGUACGCUUGUCCAGCACUGAGACCACCUUUGAACGCAAGGGAUUGGAACCGGGAAAGGAGUAUACUGUCACGAUCCGUGCUGAGAAAGGACAGCGCUAUGGGCCCCCCGUCAGCCAGACUGUGCGCACACGGGUGGCGCCUCCUCGAGGUCUGCGCCCAUCGGGGGCCACUGAAGACACCCUGACCUUGCAUUGGGAUCCACCCACCACCCGCCCUGAUAGCUACAUCUUAAGCUACAUGCCUGUGGCUGCCGCCCGGCCCUCCCAACCUCCCAGACGCCUGGAGCUGCCCGCAGAGCCUGAGAGCAUCACCUUGGAAGACCUGGAGAUCCGCACCCGAUAUCGCAUCACUCUGAUUGCCCGUCAAGCCGGCGAGAGCAGCCGACCCACCAGCGUCACUGCCAGCACUACCGUGCCUGUGCCGAGCAGAGUAAUCCACAUGUAUGCAACUCCGUCCCCGUCUUCUCAGCUGUACCCCGGCACUGUCUCCUCUGGUCGUGAGGCCGGGAAGCCAGGCCACAAGCCCCACCCGAGCCAUCCCUUGUCCAGCACCACCUCAUUAUCCAAUGAAUUCUCCCUGAACAUGAUUGUGCAAAACAUCUCAGCCACGCUCUCUUCAUUCAAUGGGACUCUCCUCGAACGCCUGGAGAGCUACGUCCGUACUACUAAGUACCCCCUUCGAAGCAAUCAGACCAUAGAAGGCGUGGCCAGAGCCAUCUACACCUACUUAAUCCAUCGAAAGCCAGUGGGGUUCCAAGAGAUGAUCUAUGAGCGCCUUGGAGAAGGGACCGAUGCUCCCACUCUGACAAACGGCCUUCAGGGUCAAAGUGUCUUCUCAAACGGGUACACUCGAACGGAGCACACCAAGCCAGCCGUGGUAGUCAGCUCCCCUGACAGCCUCGAAGUGUCCUUGGAUGGUGUGACGAAGCUCUCAGAUGAAGUGUUUAUCCACUACCACAAGGAGGGGAGUCGAGAGCGCGGGGAGUUAGUGGUGCCUGGGGGCACACCCACAGCCGUCAUCACAGGAUUGACUCCAGGCACAACCUACUAUGUGGAGAUUCACGGGGUGGUGAAAGGACGUUCUUCUAAGUCAUACUCCUUUGUAACCCGCACAGCUCCAGGUCCAUCUGCAACCAAGGUCCAAAGCACCCUGGGUCCCAUCACAACUCUUGAGGUGCCAGUAGGCAGCCUAAAUGUGACGGACGUCUUUCCAAACAGUCUCCGAGUGGUUUGGUCUGCCCCACCCAGUACCUUCCGCACAUUUUCCCUCCAGUAUAGGGACCCUAAAUCCAGUGCAACCCCAGGAGAAAUCAGAGUACCUGGGAGUGAAAGAAGUGUCAACGUGAUGGGUUUGAACCCCAGCACUGAAUAUGACCUGGAGUUACGUGGGGAGACACCUGAUGGGGUCCGCAGUGCUCCAAUAACAACAAAGGCAUCUACAGCCCCUGCAGCAGUGCCUCCGGAAAGGGAAAAGCCCAACCUUGGGACACUCUCUGUUUCAGAAGUCACAGGCAACUCUGCACGCCUCUUGUGGGACAGUCCCACCGGGACCUUUGACUCCUUUUUGAUCCAGUAUAAAGAUGCUGAGGGGAAACCAAAAGCACUGCCUGUGGAUGCGAACUCCCGGGAGGCCACUAUCACUGAUUUGGUACCCUCCCGAAAAUACAAGUUUAAUCUCUAUGGAUUUAUAGGCCGCAAGCGACUUGGUCCUGUCUCCACAGAGGCAGUCACAGCCCCAGGGGUGUCAGAACCAAAGACGGAACUGAUGGCAGCACCCAGCCUGGGAGAACUUAUCGCUUCAGAAAUCGCCAAGGAUUCUGUUCGUUUGUCUUGGAGUGUCCCUUCAGGGAGCUUUGAUUCCUUUGUGGUCCAGUUCAAGGAUGCUGAGGGCAGAGCCCAAGCUUUGCCUGUAGAGGGGGCCUUCCGCACAGUCACUGUCACCGGCCUGGCUCCUUCCCGCAGAUACAGGUUCAAUCUCUACGGCAUCACCAAUCGCAAACGUCUUGGCCCCGUCACUAAAGAUGUCACUACAGCAUCACAGGAGGAAGAGCCCCUAACUGUCCCUGAACCUGUCCUUGGUGACCUCUUGGUCUCAGAUACCACCAGCAACUCCGUCCGUCUCUUGUGGAGCGUCCCAGCGGGCAGUUUUGACUCCUUCAUGAUCCAGUACCAAGACCCAGAGGGCAACAGCCAAGCCCUGCCCGUGGGCCGUGAUUCCCUUGAGGUCACUGUUCCCAACUUAGUUCCUUCCCAAAGAUACAGGUUCAACCUCUAUGGCAUCUCUGGGCCACAGCGUCUUGGACCCGUCUCCACAGAUGCCACCACAGCACCGUCUCAAGAAACAAAGGAAGAGAGACCAGAGGAGGCGAGAGUAGUUCAGCCUAUCCUGGGGGAGCUUUCAGCCUCUAAUCCUACCAGCAAUUCCAUACAUCUCUCCUGGACUACCCGUAGUGGAAAAUUCGACUCCUUUCAGGUCCAGUUCAAGGAUGCCGAAGGCAAACCUCGCGCAUUGCCCAUGGAAGGAGACUCCCAUGAGGUCACCAUCCCCAACCUCUCUCCUUCCCACAGAUACAAGUUCAACCUCUAUGGGGUUUCUGGACGCAAGCGCUAUGGCCCCGUCUCUACUGAGGCUUUGACAGCCCCUGACACAGUUUCACCGGAGGAAAGAGUCCCUGUUCAGCCGAGCUUGGGACAGCUCUCAGUCUCUGAUACUACCAGUGACUCCGUCCUUCUCUCCUGGACCGUUCCUACUGGAAGUUUUGAUUCUUUCCUCAUUCAGUUCAAGGAUGCAGAGGGCAAGUCUCAGGCACUGCCUAUGGAGGGUGUCUUCCGCGAGGCCACUGUCCCUGACCUGGCUCCCUCCCGCAGAUACAAGUUCAACCUCUAUGGUUUCUCUGGCCGCAAGCGGUUUGGCCCAAUUUCUACAGAUGCCACCACAGCUGCAACAGCAACAUCUCCAGAGGUGACUACAGAGAGGGUUCCUGUUCAGCCUAGUCUGGAGCAGCUGGCAGCGUCUGACAUCACCAGCGACUCCCUCCGUCUCUCCUGGAUCGUUCGCACCGGGAAUUUUGAUUCCUUCUUGGUCCAGUACAAAGAUGCAGAAGGGAAAUCUCAGUCGUUGCCUGUGGAGGGGACCUUCCGCACACUCGUCAUCCAAAACUUGGAGCCCUCCCGGAGAUAUAAGUUCCACCUAUAUGGCCUUUCUGGCAACAAGCGAUUUGGUCCUCUCUCCGUGGAUGCUGUCACAGCACCCCCAGAAGAAACAGUGUCUCUGCAGCCUAGCCUGGGAGAACUCUCGGCCUCUGACAUUACUACCGAUUCUCUCCGCCUCUCCUGGGGCGUCUCUACAGGGAGCUUUGACUCCUUCCUGAUUCUGUACAAGGAUGCAGAAGGGAGACCUCAGUCUCUUCCUGUGGAUGGAGGUUCCCGCGAGGUCAUCCUUUCCAACCUUGGGCCUUCCUACAGAUACAAAUUCAGUCUUUAUGGCGUCUCUGGUCGCAAGAGAGUUGGUCCAGUUUCCAUUGAUGUUGUCACAGCUUCACAGAUGGUGAAACCUACACCACCCCUGAGGCUAGGAGAGCUGUUGGCCAACAACAUCACUCCCAGUUCCCUUGACCUGUCCUGGAAUGUUGAGGCGGGGAACUUUGAUUCUUUUAUCAUUCAGUACCGAGACGCUAAGGACCAACCCCAAGCUCUUUCCGUCGAUGGGGUCCUACGGUCUUUCUAUGUCCAUGACUUGGCUCCUUCUCACAGAUACAAAUUCAACCUCUAUGGCAUUUCAGGUCGGAAGCGUCUGGGCCCUGUCUCCACCGAAGCUGUCACAGCCCCUUUACCAACAGCUCCACCAGCCCAGCCCAGCCUAGGGGAGUUCUUGGUCUCUGACGUCACCAGCGAUUCUGUCCGCCUUUCCUGGACUGUCCCUACGGGAAGCUUUGACUCUUUUACAGUCCAGUACAAGGAUGCAGAUGGGAGACCCCAGUCAUUGCCCAUGGAUGGUGGAUCCUACGAGGUCACUGUCUCCAGUCUGGCUCCAUCCCGUAGAUACAAGUUCAACCUCUAUGGUGUCUCCGGACGCAACCGCGUCGGCCCCAUUUCCACUGAUGUUGUUACAGAUACGGAAAGAUACAAGUUCAACCCCUACGGAGUCUCUGGCCUCAAGCGUGUCAGCCCCGUUUCUGCUGAUGCUAUCACAGCCCCCUUACCAACAGCUCCACCAGCCCAGCCCAGCCUACAGGAGCUCUCUGUCUCUGACGUCACCAGCAACUCCGUGCGCCUCUCCUGGACCGUUGCCACAGGAACCUUUGACUCCUUCGUGAUCCAGCACAAGGAUGCUGAUGGGAGACCUCAGACAUUGCCUGUGGAUGGAGGGUCCCAUGAGGUCACCAUCUCCAGUCUGGCUCCUUCCCGCAGAUACAAGUUCAACCUCUAUGGAGUCUCUGGACGCAAGCGUGUUGGCCCCGUUUCCGCUGAUGUUGUUACAGCCCCCCUACCAACAGCACCCCCAGCCCAGCCCAGCCUAGGGGAGCUCUCAGUCUCUGACGUCACCAUCGACUCCGUGCGCCUCUCCUGGACCGUCCCCACAGGAAGCUUUGACUCCUUCACAAUCCAGUACAAGGAUGCGGAUGGGAGGCCCCAGAUGUUGCCUGUGGAGGGGGUCUUCCGUGAGGUCACCAUCCCCAGCCUGGCUCCUUCCCGCAGAUACAAGUUCAACCUCUACGGACUGUCUGGACGCAAGCGGUUCGGCCCUAUUUCUGCCGAUAGCAUCACAGCCCCCUUACCAACAGCCCCUCCAGGUCAGCCCAGCCUAGAGGAGUUCAGAGUCUCUGAUGUUACCAGCGACUCUGUCCGCCUCUUCUGGACCGUCCCCACAGGAAGUUUUGACUCCUUCCUGAUUCAAUACAAGGACACAGACAAACAGCCCCAAACGUUGCCCGUGGAUGGUGGAUCCCGCGAGGUCACUGUCCCCAGCCUGGCUCCUUCUCACAGAUACAAGUUCAACCUCUAUGGAGUCUCUGGCCACAAGCGGGUCGGCCCUGUUUCUGCUGAUGCUGUCACAGCCCCCUCACCAACAACACCGCCUCCCCAGCCCAGCCUGGGUGAGCUCUCUGUCUCCGAUGUCACUACUAACUCUGCCCGUCUCUCCUGGACUGUCCCCACGGGAUCCUUUGACUCUUUUCUGGUCCAGUACAAAGAUGCAGAUGGCAAAACACAGGCCUUGCCCCUCGAGGGAAAUUCCCAUGAGACCACAGUCUCCAACCUGCUGCCUUCCCGCAGAUACAAGUUCAACCUCUACGGUGUCUCUGGUCAGAAACGCCUUGGUCCUCUUUCUGCCGAUGUUGUCACAGCAUCACCUCCACAAGAACCUCCAAUCCCCCCCAGCCUAGGCAAGCUGUCUGCUUCUGAUAUCACCAGCAACUCUCUGCGUCUCUCAUGGUCUGUCCUCACCGAGGGCUUUGAGUCCUUCGUCAUCCAGUACAAGGAUGCAGAAGGCAAGCCUCAGGCCCUUCCAGUGGAAGGAGCCAUCCGUGAUGUCACUGUGCCGAAUCUCGUGCCUUCCCGCAGAUACAAGUUCAACCUUUACGGACUUGUUGGCCGCAAGCGACUUGGUCCCAUUUCCACCGAUGCCAUCACAGGUCAGGAAGAUGCAGUAAAGCCCAGUCUAGGAGAACUCUCAGUCUUUGAUGUCACCAGUGAUUCGUCUCGUCUCUCCUGGACUGUCCCCACGGGGAGCUUUGACUCUUUCCAGAUCCAGUACAAGGAUGCUGACGGCAAACCCCAGGCAUUACCCGUGGAGGGAGGGUCCCGCGAGGUCACCAUCACCAAUCUAGCUCCUUCCCGCAGAUACAAAUUCAAUCUCUAUGGCGUCUCGGGCCGCAAGCGUCUCGGGCCCAUUUCUGCUGAAGCCACUACAGCUGCAGCAAAUCAGGAGGAAGACAAGACCGAGGACGAGGAUGAGGAUGAAGAAGAGGAGGCGGGGAGACGUCAGCCUCGUUUGGGAGAACUGUCGGUCUCGGAGGCCACCAGCGAUUCUGUCCACCUUUCCUGGAGCGUCCCAACCGGAAAUUUUGACUCCUUCUUGGUUCAGUACAGAGAUGCAGAAAACAACCUACGGGACGUGCCAGUAGAGGGAGACUCUCUUGAGGCCACAGUCCCUAACCUGACUCCUUCCCACAGAUACCGAUUUGAGCUCUAUGGCAUUUUCGGCCAGGAACGGCUUGGCCCCAUAACUGUUGAUGCCUCCACAGCUCCCUUGGCUUCAAAGCAGGAGGUGGGAGACGGGACAGCCACGCCUCAGCCGCAGCCCGAACUGGGAGAGUUCUCUGUGUCUGACAUCACCAGUAGCUCCGUCCGCCUGUUUUGGAACGUCCCAUUUGGGAUCUUUGACUCCUUCUUGGUGCAGUACAAGGAUACCGAGGGCAAGCCCCAGUCGCUGCCUGUGGGCAAGGAGAUCAAUUAUGUGGUGAUAUACUAUCUGGUGCCUUCCUACAGAUACACGUUCAACCUCUACGGCAUCUCUGGACGCAAGCGCUUCGGCCCACUCUCGGCCACUGUCGUCACAGCAAAAUCUCAGGAGGAGACUGAAGUUAACCAAAAGGGGGGAACGGAAGAGGUCACCCCCGGAACUGAGCUCCGUCUGGGCAACCUCUCUGUCACUGAGGUCACCAGUAACACUGCCCGCCUCUCAUGGACCGUCCCUUCAGGAAGCUUUGAUUCCUUCUCUGUCCAGUACAAAGACGCUGAGGGAAGACCCCAGGCUAUUCCUGUGACAGGGGGAUCCCUCGAGGUCAUUGUCCCCAACUUGGCUCCCUCUCGUAAAUACAGAUUCAAUCUCUAUGGUAUUUCUGGACGCCAGCGGCUCGGACCCAUUUCAGUCAGCACUGUAACAGCUGCGACAACACCUGAACAGGAAGUGGACGAGGAGCCGGCACAAACAACAGGCCAGAGCAUUCGGUCCAGCCUCAGAGACGUCACCGUCUCUGAGGUCACUCCAGAUUCCCUUCUCCUCUCCUGGAGCGUUCAGGAGGGCAGUUUUGACUCUUUCCUCAUCCAGUACAAAGAUGCCACGAGGAAGCUCCAGGUGCUGCCUGUGGAUGGGGCCAUGCGCUCUCUCCACCUCUACAACCUCACACCUUCGCAGAGAUACGAAUUCAGUAUCUACGGGAUCUCUGGCCAUGAGCGUCUUGGGCCUGUCUCAGUUGAUACCGUCACAGCUCCAGAAAUAUCCCGGGGAGAGGCUGAUGUCCAGCCCCGCCUAGAAGAUCUUUCUGUCUCCAGUGUCACCAGCGAUUCUAUCAGUCUCUCCUGGACUGUCCCUGCAGGGAAAUUUGACUCUAUCUUGGUCCAGUAUAGAGACGCAAAGGGCAAGGCUCAGGUGGUGCCCUUAAAUGGCAAUUCCCGUAACAUUACGGUCCCUGACCUGGUUUCUUCUCGCCGAUACAAGUUCAACCUUUAUGGCAUUUAUGGCCACAAGCGCCUCGGUCCCCUCUCCAUUGAUGCAGUGACAGACUCAGGCACCCAAUCAGAAGAAGCUGUCCAACUCAGGCUCGGCGAACUGUCGGCCAGCGACAUCACUCCCGAAUCAGUCCUCCUCUCCUGGAUUGUCCAGGAUGGCAAUUUUGAUUCCUUUAUCAUCCAGUACAACGAUGCAGAGGGCAAGCCCCACGCCUUGCCAGUGGAUGGGGGAUUGCGCUCGCUGCGGCUUCACGACAUGACACCCUCUCACAGAUACAGGUUCAACCUCUAUGGAGUCUCCGGCCGCAAGCGCUUAGGUCCGAUCUCCACAGAGGCAGUCACAGCUCCCGCAGCUGCUGGCCAACUAGCCCCUCCACGUCUUGGUGAAAUCUCAGCCUCGGAUGCCACCGGCACAUCUGUCCGCCUGUCCUGGAGUGUUGCGUCAGGGAAUUUUGACUCCUUUACUAUCCAGUACCGAGAUGCAGAGGGCAAAGCCCAGACGUUGCGUGUGGACGGAAGCUCCCGCAACGUCACUGUCUCCAACUUAGCACCUUCCCGCAGAUACAAAUUCAAUCUUUAUGGCCUUGCUGGACGGAAGCGCCUUGGCCCCAUCUCCACUGAAGCUAUCACAGCUCGAAUGGAAGAGCCAGAAAAGCGUCCCAAACUGGGGGACCUCUCCAUCUCCGAGGUGACCAAGGACUCUGUCCGCCUCUCGUGGACCAUCGCUUUUGGGAAAUUUGACUCUUUCCUCAUCCAGUACAAGGACGCUGAAGAAAGGCCGCAGUCCUUGCCCACAGAUGCUGGCUCUCGCACAUUCGUUGUGUCUGGCCUUCUGCCUUCCCAGAAAUACAACUUCAACCUUUAUGGCAUUUCAGGAAGGAAGCAGAUUGGACCCAUUUCAAUAGAUGCUGUCACAGCUUUCCCAGAAGCCAUCAGUAAGCCGGUCACUCUGCUCAGGAACCUGGUCGUGUCCGACGUGACCCCCACCACUCUGCAGCUUGCAUGGGAAGUUCCCGAGGGACAGUGUGAUUCUUUCCGGAUCCGAUACAAGGAUUCCCUUGUGGGCAGUGGAAAGAGCCCCCCACCCCCUAAGGAAGUUGAAGUGCCCGGGGUUGAGCGCUCGACUGUGCUUAGGGACCUUGCACCUAACAAAGAAUACAGCCUCACACUGUAUGGCAUCAAGAAUGGAUUGGAAGUGGCCAGUAUCAACACCGCCGCACGGACAAGCGGGCUAGAGCUGGACAGUCCCCGGGACCUGCGGUUCAGUGACAUCCGCGAGACGUCCGUCAUGACGAACUGGAGGGCGCCAUCAUCUCGCAUUGACCGCUACAAAAUUUCCUUCCAGCCAUUGGAUGGGGGGGAGCCCAGAAGCAUCUCUGUGGACGGAUCCACAGUAAAAACGAUCAUCAAAGGCCUGACCCCCGGGACCAGCUACGAGGUCAGCGUGAUGUCGAUCCGGGGCUUUGAAGAGAGCGAACCCUUGGUGGGCUACGUCACCACAGUCCCUGACGGUCCUUCUGACUUGCGAGCCGUCAACGUGACCGAUUCCUCUGCUGUGCUGAUCUGGCAGCCUGCUGUGGCCGAGAUGAACAACUACAUCGUCACCUACGGACCUGCUGGUGGCUCCAGGGUCUCUGAAUCUGUGCCAGGAAACCGGGCUGAGCUGCGGCUGUCAGGGCUACAACUGGACACAGAAUAUCGGGCCAGCGUCUAUGGGGAGAAGGAAGGAAACCGUAGUUCUCCAGUCAGCGCCACUUUCACCACUGGAGCUGAUGGACCGCGGAAUCUACAGGCUAGCGAGAUCUCAGCACGCAGUGCUCGUCUUACCUGGUUACCACCCCGUGCUCCUCCUGGUGGAUACCUGCUAAGCUAUGAAACCCCAUAUGGAGAAACAAAGGAGAUCACUGUGGAUGCUUCUGUCACCUCCUAUGAACUCCAGGAUCUCUUUCCUUCCAGCCGGUACCAGGUUCAAGUCCAAGCGAUGAGAAGAGGCACACCAACAGCCCCCAUCUCGACCUCUUUCACCACUGGGCACCUGACAUAUCCUUUCCCUCGGGAUUGCGCAGAGGAGAGUUGGAACGGACUGAGGCCAUCUCGAGAAACAACCAUUUAUCUGGGGGGCGACCGGAACCGCGCCAUCCAGGCCUACUGCGACAUGGAGACCGAUGGUGGAGGCUGGCUGGUCUUUCAGCGCCGGAUGAACGGCAAGACCGAUUUUUGGCGUGACUGGCAGGAUUAUGCCACUGGCUUUGGCAACCGCUCCCAGGAAUUUUGGCUAGGGAACGAUGCUCUGCACCAGCUGACCACAUCAGGAGACUACGAGGUGCGUGUGGACCUCCGCUCCGAGAACGAGUCUGUCUACGCCCUGUACGACAGCUUCCGAGUGGACUCUCCAACGAAUUACUACCGCCUGCACCUGGGCAGCUACAGUGGCACAGCUGGUGACGCUUUCAGCUACCACUCCGGCAGCGUCUUCUCCACCCGCGACCGGGACCCCAACCGGGUCAUCAUUCCGUGCGCCGUGUCCUACCGGGGAGCGUGGUGGUACCACAACUGCCAUUACGCCAACCUCAACGGGCUCUACGCCAACAACCGUGACCACCAGGGCAUCAACUGGUUUAACUGGAAAGGGUUUGAGUACUCCAUCCCCUUCACCGAGAUGAAGCUCCGGCCCCGCGGCUUCCGACCCUUGAGGCGGGUGUAAGCGAAGGAGCCAGUUUGCCAAAAAAAAUGACUGACUGUGGGGAGGGAGGGAAGACACGACAUGGAGGAGAAAGAGGCGAGCAGGAAAAUCGCGCGACUUACCCCCUCCCUGCCGAGAUACCUCACGUUUUGCCUUAAUUUCCCCCCACCCGGAAAGGAUGGAAAACAACAAAGACAGGAAAUGGCAAAUGAUUGCAAAAGCAA
This is a messenger RNA of Heteronotia binoei (common prickly gecko), 11630 nucleotides long. It is a transcript of the gene TNXB, whose product is annotated as tenascin XB. The record is from RefSeq and is a predicted model, not a curated record. NCBI's taxonomy places the organism in Eukaryota, Metazoa, Chordata, Lepidosauria, Squamata, Gekkonidae. The transcript has 44 exons. The coding region runs from base 10 to 11427 and encodes 3805 amino acids. Gene Ontology annotation, molecular function: protein binding.